AUGCCUGCUUUGGACGUGGAUUCCCAAUUCAAGUUCCUCAUCGUGUGCAUCAAGCACUCGACUGCUGGAAAGAUCGACUUCGGCGAGGUCGCCAAAGAAUGCGAGAUUGUCUCCAAGGGCGCUGCUGCCAAGCGAUAUGAGCGUCUCAUGAAGGCCCACGGCAUCGGCACCGCUGGUGGCACGGGAGGCGUCAAGAAGGAGUCCAAGGACAGCAAGGACGGCGUCAAGACUCGCACCCCCAGCAAGAAGCGCAAGCUCGCUGCCGUCGACGAGGACGCCGGCGAUGCUGAUGAGCCCGUCAAGACCGAGGUCAAAGGUGAAGUCAAAACUGAAGAUUCGAUCGCCGUGAAAGCGGAGCAGGAGAACGGUUGUGGCGCGACUGCUGCUAUACCCGGUGUCACGUCUACCAACGAGGCACCGCCGACAAGUCAGCCUGACAUAUCGCCUUCUACCAACGCCCAGAAUGACGACGACGACGAUGAAGUCUUAGUCAUCAGUGCUACGGAGAGGCGCGAUGAUGGCAGUAGCGUCCCGGUCUACGGCAGUGGUGGUCAUCAUCACUCGUAUUCGCAUCCGCACUCGCCUGCUCCAAUCAUUCCGGGGGUCCAUUCCUUUGAUUACGGUGCUAACAUGACGUUCCCCCAACAGAUGCCGAUGUCGACGACGACGACAAGGAUGCCCUCGCCGCAUAAUUCCCUUCCCUACGGAUUCCCCUCUGGCACAUGGAUAUUCCCUCAUGACACACAUGGAUAUCUUUAG
Molecule: messenger RNA, 759 nt
Organism: Daldinia childiae
Lineage: Eukaryota; Fungi; Ascomycota; Sordariomycetes; Xylariales; Hypoxylaceae
Exons: 3
Coding region: 1-759 (252 amino acids)
Source: RefSeq, a predicted model, not a curated record